AUGGCGCCGUAUGAAAUGCUGUAUGGAAGAAGGUGUAGAACCCCGGUUUGUUGGGGAGAAGUAGGGCAAAGGGAGCUCGCACCGAAUGAUGUGGUGGCGAUAACCAAUGAAAAGAUCGACGUCGUACGGGCUCGGUUAAAAGCGGCGCAAGACCGACAAAAGUCCUAUGCGGAUAGAAGAAGUCGCCCUAUCGAGUUCCAAGUGGGGGACCGGGUAUUCUUGAAGGUGUCUCCGUGGAAAGGUAUAAUUCGAUUUCGUAAGCGAGGAAAGUUGGGUCCCCGAUAUAUCGGACCGUUCGAGAUUCUAGCUCGAGUUGGAAAGGUGGCCUACCGGUUAAAUCUACUUACUUCUUUGGAAGGGAUUCAUAAUACCUUUCACGUGUCACAAUUACGAAAAUGCUUAGCGGAUGAAACGGCCCAUGUACCAAUUGAAGACAUUGAGAUCGAUGAGAAAAUGAAUUAUAUAGAAAGACCGGUAGCUAUAAAAGAUUCCAAAGUAAAGACGCUUCGUAACAAGGAAAUCAAGCAAGUCUUAGUCCAAUGGCAACACAGAAAGGGGUCGGAUCUCACUUGGGAGCCGGAGGAUGAGAUGAAGAAGUUCUACCCGUUUUUAUUUGGUACGUUAACCGGGUUUCGAGGACGAAACCUCUUUUAA
This is a messenger RNA of Helianthus annuus (common sunflower), 654 nucleotides long. RefSeq lists its product as uncharacterized. Bases 1 to 654 code for a protein of 217 amino acids. The record is from RefSeq and is a predicted model, not a curated record. The transcript has a single exon. Lineage: Eukaryota; Viridiplantae; Streptophyta; Magnoliopsida; Asterales; Asteraceae.